Paramuricea clavata is the source of this 2024-nucleotide messenger RNA. NCBI's taxonomy places the organism in Eukaryota, Metazoa, Cnidaria, Anthozoa, Malacalcyonacea, Plexauridae. The record is from the annotation of a GenBank genome assembly.
AUGACUGAACCUGAAAAUGGUGUUAGUGAUUCUGCCAAAGAAUUAUCAAGGUAGGUGUUUAAAAAUGAAAUUGUGUCGAUUUGAACUUAAAACGAUAAAUUCUAAAAUCAUACGAUUAAAAUUUAGUUUAUAAACUCAUGAAAAAUUCAUGAAUUUGAACUCAAUUAUGCAUUACCAAAUAUUUAGAUCAUGUUGUCUUUAUGCAUUUUAGCACACCCUCAAUCUCAAAGAAACGAAGGUUUCAGCUAGGAGCAUAUCAACGAACGAAAAGUGCUGUUUUACAAGCGGAGCUGUUAAAAAAGGCCGAGAAAAAAGUAAAAAAAGUUCAAGAAAUAAAAGUUGAGGUGGUUAAACAAGAAACAGAGCUGCAAGAAUUGGCCAAAAAAUUGCAUUCAAGAUGAGAGCUUAUAUCCAAAAGGAAGCGAAAGGUUAAAUUUAGCAUAUUUAAAUUAUGUAUACCUAGAAGCUUUGUACUUUAAUAGUACUUCUGUAUGAGAGUGCAAUUAAUAAAACCUUACCCAGACUUUACAGUUAUUAGUAAAUUUAAUGUUUAUUUUACAGAAAUAUAACAAAUGUCCUAAAGUAGCGAACUUUACCAAAAGUGAUCACUAUGGCAGAAGUCAAUAGAUUGCUUUCUCACAAUAGAUGUUAGACUAACACAUUAUUGCUAGUGUAUUUUUAACCCAUUUAGACGCAAUGUGACCUACUCAAUUAUUUUACCCUGUCUACUGCCAUGCGAUUGAUUUUACUUGUCAAAAAUAAAAGAGCCUUGUACAGUUAUGCCACCAAUCUGACCAAAGUAUCUGCUAAUGAUGUCUUGUGUUAACCACUUAUCCCCAAUGCAUAUUUUAUUCUGCUGGACCCAAGACGAGGUCCUUCAAUGAGUAUGUCAAUUAAGUGUCUAGCGCUUAAAUGAGUUCAUUAUUGUUUUAGGUUUAAUGUUUUUGAGAUGGGCAUUGCAAUUUAACUACAGUCGAACCUGUAUUAAGUGGCACUGUAUUAACUAUUAAGUGGUCACCCUUUGUUAAGCAGUCAUGUGGCAAAGUCCCGAAAAUUUCAUUAUAUAAAUACUAUUUAAGUGACCUUUAUUGAAUGGUCAUCUCUAUGAAGCGGACACGGUCGCCUUUUCCACGGUCCCAAACUUAAUUUUUCGGGGUUUUUUGAAAUUUUAUAAAACGGACAAACUGUCAGUGCAAUGUAACUACAGUAAACAUAAUACAAUAUACAAUUAAAUGUUUAUCUGGCAACAUGUCGAAGUCUUUAAGUUUUGUUUAUCUCAUUACUUGAACUUCCGUAAUCACUGAAAGUGCCAACAUUAUAUUCAGUUUGUGUGGACAUAUUAUUUAAGCCAUGUGGUGAUUUUCUACAAGACCUGUAUUAAGCGGUCAACCUGUAUUGAGCGUCACUAGCAAAAUCUCUGAGGAUGACCGCUUAAUACAGGUUCGACUGUAGACUUUUAGUGUUAAGUAUACUAGCUUAAUCAAAGGUUAACUAAUUCUUUUUCUUGCUUAUAGCUGCAAGAACUGAAUGAAAAUUCCCCUGACAAGUGCUUAUCUAAUACCAGCAAUGCCAAACAGCCAAGAAAGCCGAGCCAGAUUUCCGAAUCUUGUAGUGACAAGUUAAACCUUUCAAGGUCACAACAGAUGCGAAGGAAGAAGAGGACACUUGCUGCUGUUAGAUCAGUUCAUUGUGUUGCAAAUACAAGACCAACUAAUAGUGAGUCAAAAGCUGCUAAUGAUGGCUUAUGGACAACCCUGUUAGGAACAGCAUCAGCAUCUGAGAUGGCAACAUAUAUUUCCCAAUCCAAAAUGUGUAUGGAGAAAGUUUUGCCAGGAAUUGUUAACAGCAAGAUUAAAGAGUACCAAUUAAGCACACCAAACCAAGUGCGAAGCAUGCGUGUGCUAUAUGAAGGUGGAUUGCUUGGGAAAAGAAAGUACACAAGAGUAUGCAAUAGCUGUGACAUCAUCGAAACUGGUGAUAACAAGAAGAGAAAGUGUCAGAUAAUGGAAGGAUGUGAAAAGUAG